Molecule: messenger RNA, 1803 nt
Organism: Capsella rubella
Lineage: Eukaryota; Viridiplantae; Streptophyta; Magnoliopsida; Brassicales; Brassicaceae
Exons: 4
Coding region: 1-1803 (600 amino acids)
Biological process (GO): DNA integration
Molecular function (GO): nucleic acid binding
Source: RefSeq, a predicted model, not a curated record
AUGCUGGAGAGGCUAGCAAAUCAUCCAUAUUAUUGCUUCCUGGAUGGGUACUCUGGUUUCUUUCAGAUCCCAAUACAUCCCGAUGACCAAGAGAAGACCACAUUCACUUGUCCCUAUGGUACUUUUGCAUAUCGCAGGAUGCCAUUUGGACUUUGUAAUGCUCCUGCGACCUUUCAGAGAUGUAUGAUGUCUAUCUUUACAGACAUGGUUGAGGAUUACAUGGAGAUUUUCAUGGAUGAUUUCUCGGUUUAUGGGUCAUCUUUUAAUGACUGUCUUGACAACCUGUGCAAGGUGAUUGCUAGAUGUGAAGAGAAGCACUUGGUACUUAACUGGGAGAAGUGUCAUUUCAUGGUUAGAGAUGGUAUUGUGCUCGGGCACCGGGUUUCAGAAGCUGGUAUUAAGGUUGAUUGCGCGAAGAUUGAGGUGAUGACAAGUUUGCAACCGCCGGAUUCUGUGAAGUCAGUGAGGAGUUUUCUUAGACAUGUUGGUUUCAAUAGGCGGUUCAUCAAAGAUUUCAGCAAGAUUGCAAGGCCACUAACUGUUUUGCUUUGCAAAGAUGUGAAGUUUGAGUUUACUGCUGAUUGUGUUUCUGCGUUUGAACAUAUUAAGAAGGCUUUAGUGAGUGCUCCAAUUGUUCAACCGCCAGAUUGGGAUCUACCUUUUGAGGUGAUGUGUGAUGCUAGUGAUUAUGCUGUGGGAGCUGUUCUAGGACAGCGGAAGGAUAAGAAACUUCAUGCUACUAUGCUAGUAGAACACUUCAUGAGGCACAGAAGAACUAUGCAACAACCGCGAAAGAGCUUUUUGUUGUGGUUUUUGCUUUUGAGAAGUUUUAUUCUUAUUUGGUGGGAGCGAAGGUGUAGUGUCGAUCAACACUUAGGUGUAGUGUCCAUCGACACCACUACUGGUGUCGAUCGUCACCCUUGGAUUUUCGAACCAGAAUCCGAUUUUGACGAGGAAUUGGCUGCUGUUGGGACUUCUAAUCAUCUGUGGUAUGCUGAUAUUGCGAAUUAUCUUGCUGCAAGCCUGACAAGUUUAAAGGUGUACAUUCUAGUCGCUGUUGACUAUGUCUCUAAGUGGGUGGGAGCUAUUGCUAGUCCGAAGAAUAAUUUUUCAGUGGCUCUUAAGCUGUUUAAGACCAUUAUAUUCCCUAGAUUUGGAGUGCCUCGGAUUGUUAUAAGUGAUGGUGGAUCUCACUUUAUUAAUAAGGUUUUUGAGAAGGUUCUGCAAAAGCAUGGUGUUCAACACCGUGUGGCUACCCCAUAUCACCCUCAGACAAGCAGACAAGUGGAAGUCUCUAACCGGCAAAUCAAGGUGAUUCUUGAGAAAACAGUUGGUCCAACAAGAAAGGAUUGUUCAGCCAAGUUAGAUGACGCGCUAUGGGCAUACCGGACUGCAUAUAAGACACCACUUGGGACUACACCUUUCCAUCUACUUUACAUGAAAGCAUGUCAUCUACCAGUGGAGCUUGAGUACAAAGCAACAUGGGCAGUCAAGAAGCUGAAUUUCGACAUUAAAGCUGCUGCUGAGAAACGGCGAAACGAGGUCGCGGCGGAGCAAGGUCUUCUUCACUUCCGCCGGCUCCGGCGUGCUCCGGCGACUUCUGAGCAAACUCCAGCGAGUCCUCCCACCUCUCCUCGGGUCCUAUCUCGUCAUCCAUGGCCAAAGAGAGAAGGUUUGAGAGUCACUCCUCUAAGAGUUUUUGCAGAUGAUCCAAAGACGGAAUUUACGAAGGAAGAGUACAUCAACAGACGGAUUUCAGUGGAUCGGGAUGACUAUGAUGGGAAAACGGCUAAUUCCCCAUGA